AUGACGGUCGCUCAGAAAAUGUUCUUCGACUCUGCGCGGAUCAAGCUGAGCCUUAGUCCGCCGCUCGUCUACUUGCUGCCCUCAGAUCCCGUUGUACAAAUCGUCGAGCAACGACCGGUGGAAGAGACGCUGCUCCGCGGACAAGUCUCGGUCUAUCUGCCCAAAGCGAGAGAGCUCACGCUGGACGUCACUUUCACUCACGACAUAGAACUCUAUCCACCAGGAUGCGCGACCGAACGCGCCACAGUGUUCGAGGAGACCUUGCAAGUCGUCAAGAACCAAUUCCAUGUCAAGGGCGAGCACACGUAUGACUUUGUCUUCAUCUUGCCGCCUCACCUGCCAUCAUAUGGCCGAGACGAGUACUGCCGCAUCAAGUCAGACUGCAAAGCAGUUGCCCAUCAUCUGGGGACACUUGGAAUGGAUCUCGUCGCCCAGCAGCGGCCCAUACUGGUCGUCAAUCCUUCCGGUCUAGGAGAACCACCGCCAGGCUUGAAGAUCUCUGUCGAUGACUUCUUGGACGAACUUGGCCCUUACUCGAUCUACCUGAAUACAGACCAUUUCAUUGUCUCUGGCCUCUUGCUGUUUUAUCUCGACAUGCCAGAUCCACCGGCAGACGUACCCCUCAAAUCUAUUGGCCUUUACAUCGAUCAGUAUACCACUCUGACUUCACUCAAGCAUUUCACGCUGGCUCCUGUCGAGGGCGUACACCCUGUCAUCAAUUGUCCAGUUCAGCGUCGCCAGCUCCUUCUACUCGACGGUUCCGAGCACAAACGGAAUUGCGAUGAUGCCGAAUCAGUUCCCAUUCCUCUCACUGCUACCAGACAAUCUCCUGCAAACAAGACAACGGCCAAUUGCCCCGCAGGCGAUCAAUUUGUCUGUCAUCUAAUGCAAGCUGUCAAUCGGCAUGGCAUUCCUGCAGUGCGCAAAUCAAUGGCACGAGACCCGGACCAUGUUCCCAUCUUUGAUAGAGAUCUAGACGAGCUCACCGAUGCGAUGAAACGACGCCUUGCAAGUCACGGUGGUCUCACAUUCUUGCGGCAAGGCAGGCCCUUCAGCGCUAGACACCUGGUCAGGCUCCCUUCGGAGUAUGCUCUCCGGCCAACCACACACGCGGGUACGAAGACGCCCAUUCACGUUCGUCACGAAAUUGCAGUCGAGAUUAGAUAUGUCAACGCUCAAGGCAAACCAAGAGUGUUGAAGAUCAACAAAGAAAUAUCGCUCGCAUCGUGCGCGUGCAUGGUCGAAUCCCUUGUGUUGCCCAUGUAUUCGCCGAACGAUCCAGGCGAAGCGGCGAAAAUCGACUAUACAGACUGCAUGCACAAUUGUGCAUGCGGCAGAUCGUUUGUCAAGAUGGUAGACGACAAGGCCGACUGGGUCUACCAAGAAAUGUCUAGCUGUGACACCUCUGAUGGAAAUGAUGACACUCCCGAUCCGGAUGCGGUCAAGCUCGCAUAA
Molecule: messenger RNA, 1455 nt
Organism: Mixia osmundae IAM 14324
Lineage: Eukaryota; Fungi; Basidiomycota; Mixiomycetes; Mixiales; Mixiaceae
Exons: 5
Coding region: 1-1455 (484 amino acids)
Source: RefSeq, a predicted model, not a curated record